Amblyraja radiata (thorny skate) is the source of this 2053-nucleotide messenger RNA. It is a transcript of the gene cdc42ep3, whose product is annotated as CDC42 effector protein (Rho GTPase binding) 3. Bases 688 to 1449 code for a protein of 253 amino acids. Lineage: Eukaryota; Metazoa; Chordata; Chondrichthyes; Rajiformes; Rajidae. Gene Ontology annotation, molecular function: small GTPase binding. The record is from RefSeq and is a predicted model, not a curated record. Gene Ontology annotation, biological process: Rho protein signal transduction; positive regulation of actin filament polymerization; regulation of cell shape. Gene Ontology annotation, cellular component: cytoplasm; plasma membrane; cytoskeleton. The transcript is spliced from 3 exons.
GAGAGGGGGGGGGGGGGGGGGGGAGAGGGGCGCAGGGCAGCGCUGAAGCCUCGCCCAACACAAAGUGGAUGUGACAGGCAAACGCAGGUGGGAUCGGCCACCCGAGACCCAAACAUCAGCCCAGCUGCCGCAGGAGUCGCCUCUUUAACCCUGUCCUCCCGCUGUUUGCACGCAGAUCACUCCCGGCAGCGGCUCCAAGCAGUUUCUUCCGGGCGUUUACUCCAGGAAAGCGCAGAGAGGGAGGUCAACAAUCCCUCUCCUCCAAGCGACAAGGUCGCUAGCAACGACCCACCAAGACUCUGAGGACAGCUGUAGCAGAGAGUGCUCUGGGCUGUGCUUCCAGCUCCAGUGGUGUUGUGUGGAGAGACGGGGGUGGAGAUUGUGCCCGUGUGUCACCGUUUCCUGCCGAUGUGAGGCCAGGGAAAGACGUCGCCUCCUCCAAGAGCCUGUCCUGUGCCUUUACUCGCCCGGCGACCAUUGGAAGCCCUUUGCCUGAAGUCCAGCACUUCACGAGUGGAUGAUGUGGUCUCUCCCCCACUUGAAAACAAGGAUCAUUUGGUGGGGAUAAGAGAGAGAGUGAGUGAGACGGGACUUUGAUCCGUGUUUUGCUGGGGAGGUUUAUAACCCGUGGAAGGCAGCAAGCAGUUGGAUGUUUUAUUUCUGACCCGUUCCCGUGCCUGACUGACCAUGCCGGCCAAGACGCCCAUCUACCUGAAGGCGAGCAGCAACAGCAGCAGCAAGUGGGGCAAGAAGUUCAGGCUGAGGGAUAUCCUGUCCCCCGACAUGAUCAGCCCGCCGCUGGGAGACUUCCGACACACCAUCCACAUCGGCAGGGGAGGCGAGCACGACGUGUUUGGGGACAUCUCCUUCCUCCAGGGCAAGUACGACCUGCUGCCCGGGAACCAGGGCAAACCCAGGGCCAUCCACAGCGAGUUCUCCCGGGCCAACAGCACGCCCAACCCGACCUUCCCCGACGCCCCGUCGCCCGUGUUGAAGAACGCCAUCUCGCUGCCCAGCGUCGGGGGAUCGCAGGCUCUCAACCUGCCCCUGCUCAGCUCCUUCGCCUUCGUGUCCCAGUCCAGGAGAGACACCCCGGCCCCUCCCAAACCGCCCAGGCUGCAGACAGACGGCGAGCAAGAGCCGGGCGAGAGGUGGGACAACGGGGUCUCCAUCACUGAGGGGCGAGGCGAGCCCAUGGUCCCGCACAACAGUAGCAAACGGAGCCACGGCCACUCCUGUCAAACCGUGGACUGUAGACCCGCGGGAGGAGAUCCCUAUCCUGAUCCCUAUCCUGGGCCACACGGGGUGAGCAGAAGCGCCAAGCCUCCAGAGGACUCCCUCAUCAACCUCACCGCUUCCUUCCUUUCACUUCAGUUGGAUUUGGGGCCUUCCAUUCUGGAGGAUGUCCUGGACGUCAUGGACAGAAAGCCCCAGCUGGAGGUCAAAUAACACGACAGAAUGGGCUACAGGGAGGUUGGAUCUCUCUCACGCUACACCAAGAGCUCCCCCCUUUGAGCACCGUUGGUCUGCAGACUGAAAUCUGUCCCCCCCCCCCCCACGGGAAGGUUUUGUGAAUCACCCAUCUGCAUCUUUCUUCACACUCCUGAGGGCCAUCAAGGACCAAGAUGGUGCCCGAGGCAUCUUCCACAACCAACAAGGGAGGGAUGGCCGACGUGCAAUUGCUCCAUGGUGGAGCAGUCAAUCCAUCUUCAGGCAACGUAGCCAGAUCUAAAUGAACAGCAUCAAUGGCUGCUUUGUUUCUUUGGUACCAGAGCGACAUUUUUGUGUGCAAUUAAACGUGGGUGACUUGACAUUUGGUCAACAUCAGCCUUCCCCUCCUCAGCUGGUGACAAUCCGACAAUGAUGAAUUUUCUUCGUGGCUGCAGUGGAAGUUUGUGAGAAUGGUCUGUUUUCGGUUAUCUAUUGCUUCGGUACUUCUCCAAGCAUUUAUUAUUUUUUAUUUGUAAACCAUACUGCUUAAAUGUGCAUUUUGCUUGAAACGAGUGCAGCAUCUGAUGCAAUAAAGAGUUAUGAGUAUGAGAUAGCAAGUGGA